Colletotrichum scovillei is the source of this 2130-nucleotide messenger RNA. RefSeq lists its product as uncharacterized. The record is from RefSeq and is a predicted model, not a curated record. The transcript has 3 exons. The coding region runs from base 770 to 2038 and encodes 422 amino acids. Lineage: Eukaryota; Fungi; Ascomycota; Sordariomycetes; Glomerellales; Glomerellaceae.
GUCACGAGGAAGCCACAAGCCACCAGUCAUGCCUAUGCCACAUUGGUCGGCUUGCAUUAUGUUCGAAGCCGGGCAAUUAUGGAAGCUUCCGUGCAAUAUUUCUCCUAUUGGCUAUGGACAGGAUUGGAAAGCAUGACGAACACGACUUUAAGUUGUGCUGGGGGGAGGCAAACCCCUAGGUGAGGCACAGCCGUUGGACUGGCCCGAUCCGGUUCCGGAUCCGACGCUGUCCUGCAGGUGAACUACGGGCUAGACUGCAUUGAGCUGUCGUAAACCCACCAUAGCUGUUGUUGUUGCCAAGAUGAUGGGCAACGCCGGGCUAAACUGAACCUCUGCAAAUAUGCAGGCACACAACAUCGUCAGGUUUCGCUUCUUCGUAGGCUCCUAGCGAUUGGUUUGUUCGGUUUCGGGCAAAGGCUGUGCAGAGCUCGGCGGUAUAGUUCGUGAAAGUGAAUCCUCAACACAACAUUGCUUGGACUAAACUCUCGAUGAGUUGGGUUUCCUUCGAUUCACCGACAUCGUCAGGACGUCAUGACUUUCUAAACGAGAGGCUGAACAGAGAAGAUAUCACAACUAUACGGGGGCCUUUGCGGCGCAGACUCAAGUCAAGUUGUGAUAUAAGACAAGAUGCUACGAACUCUUGGACUAGAAUGAAAGUGAAUCAACAACCACAACACAUCAACUGACCACCAUCGCAUCACGAGCUUCAACCUUGAACUAUCACGCUUAUUAGUAUCCACUACAUCUCACCUUCGCGAACAACUUCACCAUGCGCCUUUCAAUUCUUCCCGCUUUCCUCAUGGCUGGUGUCUCAAUGGCCCAGGGAGACAUCGCUGCGCUCCUCGCCUCUCAGCCCGAUCUUAGCACGCUGCUUGAGCUCGUCAGUCUCGUACCCGGACUUGCAGAUACUCUCGCCUCAUCCUCCAACAUCACCAUCGUGGCUCCCACGAACCAAGCGUUUGCCAACGUGCCCCGCGAUGUCCCUGAAGGCGAGGCCAUCGAGUACCGCAACAACACCAUUGCCAUCGGGGCACUCCUUGCAAACCACGUAUUCAAGGGGGUUUAUCCGUCGAACGUGAUCACCGAUGUUCCAACCUUUGCCCAGACCUUGCUCGAUAUUUCAUACAUCGACUACAGACAGCCUUUCUCUAACUUCACUGGCGGUGCUUACAACGGACUUGUCAAGAAUGGAGAGGAUGUUUGUAUCUUGUCUGGAGAACAGACCAUUUCUACUGUCACUCAGGCUGAUAUCAAACUUGGCGAGGGUAUCACGAUCCACAAAAUCGACACUGUUCUCUCAUUCGGCGCUCCCUUCCAGCUCUUCACCUUCCGAGCGGGCUACCUCGCCAUGAACGCGGCGUUGGAAGCCGCGCACCUGAACUUCGCAUUCGGUGAGACUGGAGCCGACGAGCAAGGCCUGAACAUCUCUGACUACACCAUCUUCGUGCCUACCGACGAGGCCUUCAAGUCAAUUGGCUCUGUGCUUGAGACCGCUAGCCUUGAGACGCUCCAAGAGGUUCUUCGCUACCACAUCAUUCCCAACAAUGUCAUCUUCUCGCCGUCCCUGGGCAAUGUCACCGUUCCAUCUCUUCAAGGAACCAACCUCACUUUCACGGUUUUGCCCGAUGGUUCAGCCUGGGUCAACAAUGCAAGAAUCACAUUCCCCAACACAAUUCUGUUCAACGGUGUCGCCCACGUCAUUGAUAGCGUCUUGAGUCCUGGAAACUUUGACAGAUCUUCCCUGAAGCCGGCAGCACCAGCCUCUGAGCGAGUUGCCUUCUCCGGCGCAUCCUCAGUUUCAAGCCUGCCCUUCACGAGCGUCUCUUUCGCGACGGACAUGAUGGCCUUCACAGCGACACCCAGUCUGCUCAAGACAGUCGCUGCCGUCGCUACUGCUACCGCUACGGGUGCUGCCAAUGCCACCGCCACGACUUCUGGCAGGCCCACUACGGUGCCAACCAACGGCGGUAGCAACCUGUUCCCCGGCAUGAUUUUGGGCCUUUCUGUCGCUAUCGGAUUUGCCGCAUUCCUCAUUUAAGCCUCUCUGGAUCUAAGCAAACUGGCAUGGAAAGGCUGGACGAGGGCGGGAGCUCUGUGAGGGAAGCAAACGCAUAGUUCCUAACUCAGCGC